This is a messenger RNA of Daldinia childiae, 1107 nucleotides long. Its product is annotated as Ribosome-interacting GTPase 1. NCBI's taxonomy places the organism in Eukaryota, Fungi, Ascomycota, Sordariomycetes, Xylariales, Hypoxylaceae. Gene Ontology annotation, biological process: cytoplasmic translation. The transcript is spliced from 7 exons. Gene Ontology annotation, molecular function: GTPase activity; GTP binding. Bases 1 to 1107 code for a protein of 368 amino acids. The record is from RefSeq and is a predicted model, not a curated record. Gene Ontology annotation, cellular component: cytoplasm.
AUGUCGACUACGGUGGAAAAGAUCAAAGAGAUCGAGGCCGAAAUGGCCCGAACUCAAAAGAACAAAGCAACCUCGUUUCACUUGGGUCAGCUAAAGGCAAAGUUGGCCAAACUAAAGCGAGAGCUCCUAACCCCCUCAUCGAGUGGUGGUGGCGGCGGUGGUGCCGGUUUCGACGUCGCCAGAACUGGUGUUGCCAGUGUUGGGUUUAUUGGAUUUCCGUCCGUGGGAAAAAGUACUCUAAUGACCAGGUUGACUGGUCAACACUCCGAAGCUGCGGCGUAUGAAUUCACUACCCUGACAUCCGUACCUGGACAAGUCAUGUACAAUGGAGCUCCAUUACAGAUGAUCGAUCUCCCUGGUAUUAUUGAGGGAGCUAAGGAUGGCAGAGGUCGUGGUCGUCAGGUGAUUGCUGUCGCUAAGACUUGCCAUUUGAUAUUCAUUGUGCUAGACGUGAAUAAGCCCCUGACGGACAAGCGAGUUAUCGAGACGGAAUUAGAAGGAUUCGGUAUUCGUAUUAACAAGGAACCACCAAACAUCACCUUCAAGAAGAAGGACAAGGGUGGGCUUAACAUUACAAGUACCUUACCCUUAACCCACAUCGACCAUGACGAAAUCAGAGCGGUCAUGUCCGAGUACCGUAUCAACUCAGCAGAUAUUGCGAUUCGCUGUGAUGCUACGAUAGAUGAUUUGAUCGACAUCCUGGAAGCCAAGAGUCGUAGCUACAUACCUGUCAUUUACGUCCUCAACAAGAUUGACGCAAUCAGCAUCGAGGAGCUGGAUCUGCUGUAUCGAAUCCCCAACGCGGUACCCAUUAGUUCUGAACAUGGGUGGAACGUCGAUGAGUUAAUGGAGGCCAUGUGGGACAAGCUAAAAUUGGUCCGGGUUUACACGAAGCCAAAAGGAAAGAUGCCGGACUAUUCAGCGCCUGUUGUGCUUCGUUCCACUAGGUGCACAGUCGAAGACUUUUGCAACGCAAUCCAUCGGAGCAUAGUCGAGCAGUUUAAAACCGCAAUAGUCUAUGGAAAAUCUGUGAAGCACCAACCCCAACGCGUGGGGCUUGCUCACGAGCUGGGCGACGAAGAUAUAGUCACGAUCGUCAAGAGAUGA